AUGGCAAACUCAACCGAGAUCAGCUAUGGUGGCACGAGAUGCUUGAAUGGAAACAGUGAACAGAGUAGGUCGUUGAAAGAUGCUGAUAAAAUGUCAAAGGAUUUGGAUGAGUUGAAUGUGGAAGAUAAAAAUGGAGAAGAGUGUAGUGUGGACUUUGAGUAUGAAGAGGAAACCCAUGUUGAUGGUACUGAUGCAACAAUAGAUAUCAACAAUGAAGAUGACAUCCUAAUGAUUGAUCUUAAGAAUUUUUGUCCUGAAAAAGUCUCAAUGCUGAGCUUUAUUAGCUUGGAUAUUGCUUAUUUAUUCUAUACUUGGUAUGGAAGGGUGAAUGGGUUCUCAGUUCGUAGAAGCAGUAUUCUGCGGAGCAAAACAAGUCAUGAAGUAUUGCAGCAGACCUUUGUGUGCUCUAGCGAAGGUAAACAUCGACUCAGCUGCUUAAACAUGGAAGACCGAAAGCGACGGGCAAACAAUGAGACAAGGCUAGGAUGUGAAGCCAAGUUCAGAGUCCACAUCCAUAUUGUUACUCGACAUUGGUAUGUGACUAUUUUUGCAUUUGCACAUAAUCAUGAACUUUUGGAUGGACUAUCUUGUGGAAUGUUACCUGCUUAUAGGAAAAUGAAUGAGUUUGAUGUUGUGCAAAUGAAUAACAUGAGGAUGGCUGGUAUAGGUGCACAUGAUAUUUUUAGUUCCUUUGCAAUGCAGUCAGGUGGUUAUGAGAAUGUUGGUUUUAGACAGAAAGCCAUUUAUAAUCAAGUAGAAAAACAGAGGGCAGAACAUGAAUCUGAUGGUGUGGCCGCAUUGAAGUACUUGAAACAAUUACAAAUAUCUGACCCCAAGCUUUUUUUUCGGUACAAAGAGAAUAGUGAAGGUAAAUUGGAGCACCUGUUUUGGAGUGAUGGAAUGAGCCAAAUUGAUUACAAGGCAUUUGGUGAUGUGGUUGCUUUUGAUGCCACGUACGGUAAAAACAAGUAUAGGUGUCCUCUGGUGUUUUUUUGUGGCGUUAAUCAUCAUCAACAAACCAUUGUGUUUGCUUCUGCAAUUGUUGGGGAUGAAAAGGAACCUGCGUAUGUUUAG
Lotus japonicus is the source of this 1074-nucleotide messenger RNA. RefSeq names its product protein FAR1-RELATED SEQUENCE 5-like. The transcript is spliced from 2 exons. The coding region runs from base 1 to 1074 and encodes 357 amino acids. Lineage: Eukaryota; Viridiplantae; Streptophyta; Magnoliopsida; Fabales; Fabaceae. The record is from RefSeq and is a predicted model, not a curated record.